AUGGCCGAGGGGAGGUCACUUUCCAACCCCCAAGGCCUUGAUCCCGGCGACUACCCAGUCGGUGGAAACGUUAUCGUGGAGAUCUAUAUGGGAGGGGGAAAGCGACAUCCAGUCCCUUUCGCAAGGCUUCCUGAGCCUGGACCAUUUACCGGCUGGGAUAAUUUGAACCUCAUGGGGAUUAAGUAUGAAUUGCAGGAUAAGAAUGGGCAAUGGAAGUCAACGUAG
Messenger RNA from Venustampulla echinocandica, 225 nucleotides. RefSeq lists its product as uncharacterized. The transcript is spliced from 2 exons. The record is from RefSeq and is a predicted model, not a curated record. The coding region runs from base 1 to 225 and encodes 74 amino acids. NCBI's taxonomy places the organism in Eukaryota, Fungi, Ascomycota, Leotiomycetes, Helotiales, Pleuroascaceae.